CGCGACCAGCGCAGUCUGCAGCACAGAUCUUCGCGGACAACACUCAGAAUGAAGGCAUUUAUUUUGCUGGGAGUAAUAUGCUUGGUUGCACUGAUGCACCAUGCGGCUGGCUACAGCAGUGGUGCACCCACCGAUGCUUGUGAAGAUCUUGUGCCACAACACAGAGUACCAGCUCAGAAAGACCCCUGUCCCUAUGUUAUCACUGUCAGUAAGAGGGAAAUUAAAGUAGGUGAGCCGAUUAAGGUCACCAUCACUGGUAAAAAAGGUGAAAAGUUCAAAGGAUUUAUGUGUCAGGCACAUGAGAAAGGCCGAGUGGGUGACUUCCAAGAAGCUGAUGGAGUCCAGAUUGUUAACUGUAGCUCAGGAAAGCAGGAUGCUGUAACUCACAUCAAUGCCGACGAGAAAUCAAAAGUAGAAUUCACCUGGGUAGCAUCUGAGAAGCUUGAUAAACCUCUGACAUUUGUAUGUACAGUUGCUAAAGAUGGAGGUACCUUCUGGGUUGCUGAGAAAUCUGAGCCCAUUUCAGUGAAGUAGAUGCAAGCAGUGAGUGCUUUCUAUACAGUACUGAAACUGUGGGAAACACUUUAAUACCACAUGAACAAGAAAUGAAAACUCUUAAAGUUCAAUGAGACUGUCAGUCCAUGGCUGAUGGAACUUUUCUCAUGAAACAAUCUUUGUGAAAUCACAAGGAACAUGUUAGGCAAAAUGAUGAUAUCUAACACUAAAAUAUUAAAUGCAACUUUCCACAAUGUGACACAUUGUUUAUUUACAAAAGCUAAAGGACUGAAAGUGUAUUUAUAGGUAAAUAAGUGUGAAAUAGACAGACACUAGUCGAAAAUAAAAAUCAGUACAAUGAGUACACCAUAUGUUCAAACUAAAAUGACUAAGAACUGUUCAGGUGUAAUAAAUGGAGGACAUCAGUGAAGCUGUGUAUGUCAUCAAGAAAUGUUUCACAAAUACAGAAUUCCCAAAACAAA
Molecule: messenger RNA, 977 nt
Organism: Schistocerca americana (American grasshopper)
Lineage: Eukaryota; Metazoa; Arthropoda; Insecta; Orthoptera; Acrididae
Product: putative defense protein Hdd11
Exons: 4
Coding region: 49-534 (161 amino acids)
Molecular function (GO): oxidoreductase activity, acting on metal ions
Source: RefSeq, a predicted model, not a curated record